Molecule: messenger RNA, 609 nt
Organism: Lecanosticta acicola
Lineage: Eukaryota; Fungi; Ascomycota; Dothideomycetes; Mycosphaerellales; Mycosphaerellaceae
Source: the annotation of a GenBank genome assembly
AUGAGUGAAGAGCGCAGCCUGUUCAAUCCGCCUCCCGAGACCAGUAAAAUGAAGAGAUCGAACAGUAGCACAAGGAGUGUCCAUUCAGUAGCAUCCGUUCCCGGCUCCAAGUCGUCCAGAAGGGCACGAGUGUGGAGUCUCCUCGGCAGACGACGGAACGAUGCGCGAGCAGACUCACCGACGUUACGAUUCCCGAGAUUCUCGUCCAUGGGAUCGAUAGCAUCAGGCGAUUCCACCUCGACCACUUCCUCCGACAAAUCCACCACGUCGUCGAUAUCCACGGUCUCCAAACGCUCGAUGAAGUCCUCCCGGAGCACGCUGCCAGACCUGACCGAUCUGGACCUUUUCGGGGUCAAACUCCCACCAACGGAAGAGCAGCUGGCUCCCACAGCGCCGAAUGGCGUAGAGCUUGCAGGGCGUGCAUACCGGGUGCCUGAGCCGAUCGACAAAGAGUUCUACCGCGAUUUGACCAUGUUGGAGGACGAGGAGCUGAUCCGGAAGUACGGCCUUAUACAAGUAACCGACACGGAAGAAGCCGCGAGUGAGCCAAAGCAGUCGAAGCCGGAGAUUAGCAGAUUCGCGUACUUGGAUCCCUUCAGGUCGUGGUAG